Molecule: messenger RNA, 1045 nt
Organism: Triticum dicoccoides
Lineage: Eukaryota; Viridiplantae; Streptophyta; Magnoliopsida; Poales; Poaceae
Product: structural maintenance of chromosomes protein 4-like
Exons: 5
Coding region: 146-682 (178 amino acids)
Source: RefSeq, a predicted model, not a curated record
CCUCCCGGUCCCCGACCGCUCGCUCCGCGCCAAGCUCGCCGCCUCCGAGGACCUGCGCCGCCGCCUCCAGGACCGCGUCUUCGCGCUCGAGGAGGAACUCCACGCCGCCGCCCGCCGCAUCGACCUCCUCAAGAACGAGUCGGCGAUGAACGCGGAGGGGAUCCGGCGCUGCGUGGAGGAGAAGGAGGCCGUGGCGGCCGCGCGCGACCAGCUCGCCGCCCACGCCGCCAGGCUCGAGAAGGAGUGCGGCCUCUACGAGCGCGACCUGGAGCGCGCCAUGGAGUCCUGCGACGAGCUCGCCAGGGAGAGCGACGACCUGCGCAACCGCCUCCGUGACGCCCCCGACCUUACUGAGCAAGUGCAAGCGCUGCAGAGGGACAAGGAGAUACUCAAGACCAACCUAAACAAAGCAGAGGAGGAGGUUAAGUUGCUAUUCGAGGAGAACAGAGCCCUCGACGAAGCCAACAAGAGGCUGCUGUGCUUGCUGGAGAAGGAGCAGAAGCAUCGGUCCGAAAGAAAGCACUCCGCCAGUAAUUCCACCAAGCAGAAACGCAAGUCGUCGAGCCUGAAGGACACGAGCCCGGUCGGCCUGGCCAUCGAUUUCAACAGUGCGGACGCGUCGAGGCAGCCGCUGUUGCCCUUGCAGCCAAACUCUCCGGACUGCAGGGUGCAUAAGAAGUGAAGCUGGCCGUCCCGGCAUUCUCCUCUGGAUGGCUUAAACUGAAGUGAACUGAACAACUACCCCUUAGCUAGGCAUCGUCGCUUGCUGCUUGCCUGAUCCAUCUGACUAACUUGCUGGGUUUAUUUGGCAGGUUCUUGUCGGUAGAACCUCCUCGGUCAUAUGUAGCCUGUGUUUUCCGCUUUCUUCUUCCGCUUGUCUUGGCAGCUGCCUGUGUCUAUCAUAUCAUGAUCCUUUCAUGACAAAAUUAGUAGUGUUAUCUUAGUAGUUUUGUGUCUGGUGAUGAGCGUGUAAGGCGCUGAUUCGACGCUUAUUGUGGCCACUUCGCCGUGUCUCUAUAUCACUUCUCUGUUCCCUGGCUGUCAA